This is a messenger RNA of Aspergillus piperis CBS 112811, 2037 nucleotides long. It is a transcript of the gene niaD, whose product is annotated as nitrate reductase NiaD. The transcript has 3 exons. Gene Ontology annotation, molecular function: oxidoreductase activity; molybdenum ion binding; heme binding. The record is from RefSeq and is a predicted model, not a curated record. NCBI's taxonomy places the organism in Eukaryota, Fungi, Ascomycota, Eurotiomycetes, Eurotiales, Aspergillaceae. Gene Ontology annotation, cellular component: endoplasmic reticulum. Bases 266 to 1999 code for a protein of 577 amino acids.
AAACUCAAUUGGGCCAUGGAUCCCAAUAGGGGAAUCAUGCUGGCCCACAAAAUGAACGGCGAGGAUCUCCGUCCUGACCACGGCCGUCCCCUGAGAGCCGUCGUACCCGGCCAGAUCGGUGGCCGAAGUGUCAAAUGGCUCAAGAAGCUCAUUCUGACUGAUGCGCCCAGUGAUAACUGGUACCACAUCUAUGACAACCGAGUAUUACCGUAAGACUCGCCUAUCCGACCACAAGAGUACGUUGUCUUAACUUUUAUCCAGGACAAUGGUUUCGCCUGAAAUGUCAUCCAGUGACCCAAACUGGUGGCGCGAUGACCGAUAUGCGAUUUAUGAUUUGAACGUGAACUCUUCUGUAGUAUACCCCGAGCACAAGGAGGUGCUGGAUCUUGCGUCGGCAGGCCCGUCGUACAACGUGAAAGGAUAUGCCUAUGCAGGAGGCGGUCGGAGGAUUACAAGAGUUGAAAUAUCUUUAGACAAAGGCAAAUCCUGGCGAUUGGCCAACAUUUCAUAUGCCGAAGACAAGUAUCGUGACUUCGAAGGGGACCUGUUCGGUGGCAGAGUAGACAUGUCUUGGCGCGAGACUUGUUUCUGCUGGAGCUUUUGGUCGCUGGAUAUCGCCAUUCCCGAGCUAGAAAAUACAGAUGCCAUUCUUGUGCGGGCCAUGGAUGAGGCCUUGUCUCUCCAACCGCGCGAUAUGUACUGGUCUGUUCUGGGCAUGAUGAAUAAUCCUUGGUUCCGGGUCACCAUCACAAAGGAGAAUGGGACUCUCAGGUUCGACCACCCAACAGAUCCUACCGGGCCUGGUGGAUGGAUGGAACGCGUCAAAAAGGCCGGUGGUGAUCUGGUCAACGGUAACUGGGGAGAAAGACACGCAGGAGAGGAACCGGCAGAGCCAGAGCCCGAGAAGGAGAUCAACAUGAAGAAAGACGGCGUGAACCGGAUGAUCGACCUUGAAGAAUUCAAGAAGAACUCAAGCGAUGAGAAACCCUGGUUCAUCGUGAACGGCGAAGUGUACGAUGGCACGGCAUUCCUUGAGGGCCAUCCUGGAGGAGCUCAGAGUAUCAUUUCCUCUGCUGGCAUCGACGUUUCGGAGGAAUUUUUGGCCAUCCAUAGCGAAACGGCCAAAGCCAUGAUGCCUGAUUACCAUAUCGGAACCAUGGAUAAGGCGUCGUUGGAAGCGCUCAAGAACGAUAGCGCACCAGAAUCAGAUGAACCUCGCGCAACAUUCCUCCAGUCCAAAUCAUGGUCAAAGAUGACCCUUGUGAAGAGGAAGGACGUGUCAUGGGACACCCGCAUUUUCACUUUCCAGCUUCAACAUGACAAACAGACCCUGGGCCUGCCCAUUGGCCAGCAUCUCAUGAUCAAGGUCGCCGACCCCACCAGCAAAGAAUCCAUUAUCCGCUCAUACACCCCUAUAUCUGAUACCAAUCAGGAAGGCACCAUGGACCUGCUGGUCAAGAUCUACUUCGACACGCCCACGGUCAAAGGUGGCAAGAUGACCAUGGCUUUAGAAAAGCUUGCGUUGGGAUCAGAAAUCGAUUGCAAGGGUCCCACUGGCAGGUUCGAGUACCUUGGAAACGGCAAGAUCAUGGUGAGCGGCAAAGAGCGUCAUGUUAGUUCUUUCAAGAUGAUCUGUGGAGGAACUGGUAUCACGCCAAUUUUCCAAGUGCUACGUGCAGUGAUACAGGACAAGCAGGACCCAACCUCAUGCGUGGUCCUGGAUGGCAAUAGACAGGAAGAGGACAUUCUCUGUCGUGACGAACUGGACGCCUAUGAAGCGUUGGAUAGCAAGAAGUGCAAGGUGGUACACACCUUAACCAAGGCUCCGGAGAGUUGGACUGGACAUCGUGGACGUAUAUCGGAAGACCUGCUGAAGGAGUAUGCCAUUCCCGAUGGCAAGAGCAUGGUGCUUAUCUGUGGUCCAGAGGCCAUGGAGAAGUCCGCCCGCAAGAUCCUACUGGAGCAAGGAUGGGCGGAGUCGGACCUUCAUUUCUUCUGAAGGGAGCACCUUCUCGGUUCUGGAAAUAGCCUUCGUCA